AUUGCCACUGUCUGUGCUCUCGCGGCUCACAAACUACGCCGUCCGGUCAGAAUCUACAUGGACCGAAAAACGGACAUGACGAUCGCCGGAGGCAGACACCCGAUGAAGAUAACCUACACCGUCGGAUUCAAAUCGGACGGCAAGCUCACGGCCUUACACCUGGACGUGCUCAUCGAUGCCGGCAUAACACCAGACAUAAGCCCCGCGAUCCCGGGCAACAUGGUGGGGCCCCUCAAGAAAUACGACUGGGGGGCACUCUCCUUCGACAUCAAAGUGUGCAAGACGAAUCUCCCGAGCAGAUCCGCCAUGCGGGGCCCGGGCGAGGUCCAGGGAUCUUUCAUAGCCGAGGCCAUAAUCGAGCACGUGGCCUCGCUUUUAGAUAUGGAAGCGGAUUACGUGAGGAAGAGGAAUAUCCACACGCAUGAGAGUCUAAAGAUGUUUUACGGAGAGUCGGCCGGGGAAUUGUUCGAGUACACUCUGCCUUUGACUUGGAAUAAGGUGGGGCAGUCAUCGGGGUUUGAGCAAAGGAUGAGGGAAGUCGAGCAGUUUAACCGGGUUCAUAUGUGGCGAAAGAGGGGAAUAUCACGAGUCCCGAUUGUGUACGAUGUUUUAGUGAGGCCAAGUCCUGGGAAAGUGAGUGUGCUUUGGGAUGGUUCUGUGGUUGUGGAAGUUGGGGGGAUAGAAUUGGGGCAGGGGCUUUGGACGAAGGUGAGACAGGUAGCGGCGUAUGCUCUUGGUGGGAUUGGGUGUGAUUGUGAAGAUUUGGUGGAGAAAAUUCGGGUUGUGCAGGCGGACACGUUGAGUGUGGUGCAGGGAGGGUUUACUGUCGGAAGUACGACUUCUGAGUCGAGCUGCGAGGCUGUUAGACUGUGCUGUAACGUUUUGGUCGAGAGAUUGGCCGAGCUUAAGAAAGAGUUGGUGGAGGAAAGAGGUUCUGUGAAAUGGGGUGAUCUGAUUCUCCAGGCACAUUAUCGAAAUGUGAAUUUGGCAGCAAAUUCUUACUUUGUGCCCGAAUCAAGUUCUAAUAGAUACUUGAACUAUGGUGCUGCAGUAAGUGAGGUGGAGGUAAAUAUCUUAACUGGUGAGACAAUAAUAUUAAGAACAGACAUCGUGUAUGAUUGCGGCCAGAGCAUGAACCCAGCUGUGGAUUUGGGACAGAUUGAAGGGGCAUUUGUACAAGGGCUCGGUUUUUUCAUGCUAGAAGAAUACCCGUCCAAUUCGGAUGGUUUAAUGGUUGCUGACGGGACAUGGACAUACAAGAUCCCAACCAUUGACACUAUCCCUAGAGAAUUCAACGUCGAAAUAUUAAACAGCGGACAUAACCAGAAACGCGUCCUCUCGUCUAAAGCUUCUGGUGAGCCGCCGCUGCUUCUGGCGGCAUCAGUGCACUGUGCCACGCGGGCAGCGAUUAAGGAUGCAAGAAAACAGCUCAAGUCGUGGGGAGGAUUGGAAGGCGCUGAAUCGACAAUCCAGCUGGACGUGCCAGCUACUAUGCCCGUCGUUAAGGAGCUUUGCGGUCUCGACUCGGUUGAGACUUAUUUGCGCGAGUUGCUCUCCAACAGCCAAUAGCCCGUUGAAUAUUUGAAUAUUGCACGUCAGUAGA
Striga asiatica is the source of this 1603-nucleotide messenger RNA. The record is from the annotation of a GenBank genome assembly. NCBI's taxonomy places the organism in Eukaryota, Viridiplantae, Streptophyta, Magnoliopsida, Lamiales, Orobanchaceae.